Molecule: messenger RNA, 2797 nt
Organism: Salmo salar (Atlantic salmon)
Lineage: Eukaryota; Metazoa; Chordata; Actinopteri; Salmoniformes; Salmonidae
Biological process (GO): spindle organization; regulation of attachment of spindle microtubules to kinetochore; mitotic sister chromatid segregation
Cellular component (GO): mitotic spindle; kinetochore; centriolar satellite
Source: RefSeq, a predicted model, not a curated record
UGCAUUGGAGACUGAUGUGUUCCUGUCCUGUCUUUUCAUAAUACUAUUGCAGAUCGACAUAAAAGCCUAAAAGACAGCCGUGGUGUUGCUCUUCAUUUCUUGGUUCUCCUGUGGUGCAUAAGAAACCCGCUACAGAUGUAGUGGAGCGGUUCAAGAGCUUCAAGUUCCUCUGUGUCCACAUCCCUAAGAAUCUAUCAUGGUCCAAACACACCAACAUAGUCUUCAAGAGGGCACGACAAUGGCUCUUCCCCCUCAGAAAGCUGAAAAGAUUUGGCAUGGGCCCUCAGAUCCUCAAAAAGUUCUACAGCUGCACUAUCGAGAGCAUCUUGAAUGGCUGCCUCACCGCUUGGUAUGGCAACCGCACCGGCCUCAACUGGAAGGCUCUACAGAGUGGUGGUGCGGGCGGCCCAAUACAUCCCUGGGGGCGAGCUCCCUGCCCCUCCAGUCACCCGAGCCACAGACUGUUCACUCUGUUACCUUUUGGCAAGCUGUAUCAGAGCAUCGGGUCUCGAACCAACAGGCUCCGAGACAGCUUCUACCACCAGGCCAUCAGAAUGCUAUACAGCUAACUCUAGCUGUCUCCCUGCACAGACCUGCACCUCAGAGAUUAUUUGCACUAACUACCCACACAUCCAACCCCUACACACACAUUUACACACACACACAAACCCAUAAACUCACACACACAAGCACCACUCAGAACUCUCUCACACACAGUAAACAGUGCUGUUAUAUUAUAUGUAAUUUACUCUACUCCAUGAUCAAGCUACUACCCACUCUAUAUUUGUAAAUACCGUGUAAAUACAGUCCACUAUUACCACUCCUACUACCUCUUCUAUUACUUGUUAUUUUUGACUUGACUCUUGUAUUGUUAAUAUUGAUAUUGAUUAAUGAACUGCACGGCUAGCACAUACUCAUUUUUCUGCAUCUUAUAUGUGUCGAAUACAAUUUGAUUUGAUUUUAAAGGGGGAUACUUUUUUAUCUGAGAAGCAAGAUUAUUUUACUGUAAAAUGCGCUCUCUGUCGGGAAUAUUGUGGUAAGGUAAAAAAAAAUAACUGGUGUUGAAACCAAGUGGUACGGAAGUGACGUUCCCACAAUUUUCAAAUCUUUGGGCUCUUUCAAAAAGUGAGUUUCUCUGGUUUUGUCAUUGAGUACAAUACACGGUGUGUGACCUGAUGGCAGUGCUGCAGAAAUGAAGACAGCGGCCAAUAAAUACGAAUUCAAAGCGACAUCCAUGCCGUCAGACUUCAGUUUAGUUCCAAAAACAGCUAUUUCUAAGCCUCACAAAGAGAACGUACCAAGCUUUCUUCUUUUUUUGCAGAAAUAAUUUUGUAGCCCAAAUGCAUAAAGGAGCUUCCACCAGACAUGGACAGCAGCAGUCAGAACUGAAGGGUCAGAAUCAACUUUUAGUUGAAGCCAAUGAGGAACUGCAGAAAAUUUGUUCAGAAACUCAGCUAAAAGUUGCCCAGCUGGAGCAACAAUACAGUGACCUCCAAGGAACCAAUGCCGACAUCAAGAAACGUCUGAAGGACUGCCAUGUGCUACUAGUCGCUGGAAAUAUUGAUCCAGUUUUGGGAGAGAGAAUUGGACAAUCUGCACCGCAAAAUGAGGAUCAACAGCGAGUGGUGGUGAAUGUGUCCCGGGAUCUGUUACGUGAACUGUGGACAUUUGGUGACAUGGCAACAGAACAAAGUGCACAACUAACAGAAGUUCAAAAGUCCAUGAAGGAUCUCAUGGAGGCUCGGGAGCAUCUCGUGCAGGAGAGGGAUCAUUUCUCCUUGGAAGUUGAAGAAACGGAGAAGGCUCUUGAGGAGGCAGAGCAACUUUUAUUGGAGUAGAUACUGUAUGUGUGUAUAAGUGUGUGCUUGCUUUUAAUGUAAAUGUAAUUAUAAAACAUUUUGUAUAUUUCACCUAACUCACUUUAAGUUGUUAAUACUUGCAAAAAUAUUUGUUUUCACUCAGUCUUAUUUGAUUUGUCUGGAAGACUGCAAAUUUAAAAGCGGUUGGACUGCCAGUGUUAUUUUAGCCUGGGUACCAGGGUCGUCACUAGUUACCACAGCCACAAAGUCAUAAACCCCCACAUACAGUAUUAAUACAAUUUCUCUUAAAAUCUGAUUUUAAACCUAAUCACACUGCUAACGUUAUGUCUACCACUAUCUUAACGAAAAAUGUUUUAUUUUACUUUUUUUUAAAUUAAUUUUGACUGGCUGUGGUAACUAGUGGAAACCUGGUACCAGUCUCUUUAGCUAAUCCAUUCUUCCCUGUAUUUCCCUGUAUUGAUGAUGAUCUGUAGGUUACAUGUGUGCACUGCAGAGGCCCAUUGGAGGUUUGACAACGAUAGAACGUUGAGAGAGAAAUGAACCUGUGCCUUGAUUUUCAUAAAACGACAUGUGACCACUUGGUUACAGUGACACCAUUCUGCCGAGGACACCCAAACCAGUGGCCACCGUAAAGCCCAAGGCCCUCACCGUCUCUGGAAGUUGCUGUAGCCCAGCUUGGGAAUCUUUAGCCUAUAUUGACUAUUGGUUGGGACGCAUGGCCAGUUAGGGUAGGCUAUGUUAGGGUAGGCUAUGUCAGGGUGAUUUAAUUGGAAAUGUGAAUUGGGACAAGUUGGAAGAAAUAAUGCAUUUAGGUUAUAGUUUGAGAUGCAUGAAUACACCACACCAAAAGCUUGAUUUUUAUGGCCGUUUUUAAAAUGAAUUUUCUGCAAUUCUACGUAGUAAUGACUUAUGUUCACAACUUGGGCAAUUGAUUUGAUUAAAUCUAUGCAAAUAAAUUAUAUGAAUUGAUAGUUCAA